Hypomesus transpacificus is the source of this 2578-nucleotide messenger RNA. It is a transcript of the gene hexa, whose product is annotated as hexosaminidase A (alpha polypeptide). The record is from RefSeq and is a predicted model, not a curated record. Gene Ontology annotation, molecular function: beta-N-acetylhexosaminidase activity. NCBI's taxonomy places the organism in Eukaryota, Metazoa, Chordata, Actinopteri, Osmeriformes, Osmeridae. Bases 614 to 2215 code for a protein of 533 amino acids. The transcript is spliced from 14 exons. Gene Ontology annotation, biological process: carbohydrate metabolic process; glycosaminoglycan metabolic process; ganglioside catabolic process. Gene Ontology annotation, cellular component: membrane.
AUGCCUGGAUGUGUGUGUGUGUGUGUGUGUUUGUUUCAUUGAUAACAAAGCAUGCUGUAAAGGACACAUUGCAAACAACUACAAUCGUAUUUCUGUUGUGUUGCUUGUGUGUUUUCAUUGUCCACCUUCAAGUCUCUUUGGGCCUGCCUAUAACUUCUCAACAAACCAGAAAACCUUGCUGUAUAUUCCGUAAUGAAUUAGUUGAUUUUAGACAAGAGAUAAGGAAAUAAAAGCCAUGCUUUCUGCAUGUCUCACAACUGGACAUAAAAAAAGAAGUGAACAAAUACAAUUAAUCAAAUUAAAUAUGGCAAAAUGUUUAAUGCGUGAUUAUUAAAACAAAUUUUUCAUUGUGGAAUUUUGUCUGACCAAAAUGUUGUACUUUAGUAACAGCGAGGUAAUUUGUUGUAAAAAAUAUAUGCACCUUCAUGGACUGACUGGGCCACGUGACCGUUUUGACAGCCGCAGAGCAGUCUGUCACAUGACUGGUAGUAUUUUAGAACUUGUGUUGUGUUCAGCUGGCUACUGAACCAAUGACCGAGUACAGCUACUCAAUAGAAAACCUCUCAGAGGAUACAUUCAUUCUCAACAGAAAGCCUCGUUUUACUCGGUGGAAAUGUCUGAUGUUAGAUUAAGACGUAAUGAAAUAUGUUACGUGACUUUACUUUUUUUCUUGAAUGUACACACGGUGAUAGGUGUGUGGCCAAAGCCACAAAUUGUAGCCACAUCGAUGGAACAAUAUUCAUUGAAUCCAGGAAACUUCAAAUUUCAGUAUGCUAGUAAUUCAGCCGCCCAGUUGGGAUGUUCAGUGCUGGAUGCCGCCUUCAAACGAUAUUACUCGUUAAUUUUUCCAGAUUACAAUGCAGGGCCACGAGACAGACACCAUCUUUUCGAAGCAAAACCAUAUCUCCUUUAUAUCCAUGUAACCCAGGGAGGCUGUGAGAGCUACCCAAAUCCAGAGUCCUCAGAAAGUUAUAAGCUGAAUGUUUCUACAAACCAAGCAGAACUGAGGACAGAAACUGUGUGGGGGGCCCUGAGAGGGCUGGAAACCUUCAGCCAGCUGGUGUAUCAGGAUGACUUGGGUACAUACUUUGUGAACAAGACUGAAAUAGAGGAUUUCCCCAGGUUUCAGUUCCGUGGGAUACUGUUGGACACAUCUCGUCACUAUUUACCAGUAGAGGCCAUCUUAAAGACACUGGAUGCCAUGUCCUACAGUAAGUUCAAUGUGUUUCACUGGCACAUUGUUGAUGACCCUUCCUUCCCGUACCAGAGUCGUACCUUUUCUGACCUUAGCAACAAGGGGGCUUUCCACCCAAUGACUCAUGUGUACACACAGACGGAUGUGAGGAGGGUGAUCUCACACGCCAGACUACGGGGAAUCAGAGUCUUGCCUGAGUUUGACUCACCAGGCCACACCCAGUCCUGGGGUAAAGGUCAGCCUGGUCUCCUGACCCCCUGCUACAGGGGGAUUACUCCUUCUGGAACAUUCGGUCCAGUCAACCCAGCAACAGGCUCCACCUAUAAGUUCAUGACACGUUUGUUUAAGGAAGUGGCCUCUGUCUUUCCUGAUUCUUACAUUCACCUAGGAGGGGAUGAGGUUGACUUCACCUGCUGGAAAUCCAACCCUGACGUCAGGCAGUUCAUGCAGAAAAUGGGUUUUGGAAAUUAUUUCACCAAACUAGAGUCCUUCUAUAUGGAGAACAUCGUGAACAUCACUUCAAUGCUCAACAGGACAGCAAUUGUUUGGCAAGAUGUAUUUGACCAUCAUGAAAGAAUCCCUAAGGACACAGUUCUGCACAUCUGGAAGGGCACCCCUGCCCAGUACCGGGAGGAGCUGAGCAGGAUCACCAAGACUGGGCACGGGGUCCUGCUGGCUGCCCCCUGGUACCUUAACCACAUCAGCUACGGCCAGGACUGGCACAGUGCCUACACCGUGCAGCCACUGAACUUCUCUGGGACUGAAGAGCAGAAGAAGCUUGUGAUUGGUGGAGAGGUCUGCAUGUGGGGGGAAUACGUAGACGCAACCAACCUCUCUCCACGCCUGUGGCCCAGGGCCAGUGCUGCAGCAGAGAGACUGUGGAGUGAUGAGAAGCAGACCUCCAGUGUCACCCUGGCCUUCCCUCGUCUGAAGGAGUUCCGCUGCAUGCUGUUACGGCGCGGUGUCCAGGCCGAGCCUUUGUUUGUUGGCCACUGCAGGCAUGAGUACCAGGGUGUGUGAUGAACAGAGCAGCUGGAACAGGAGUGUUCACUGAAAAGUCUCAGGGAUCCAGUUGGAGCAAGGCUUCUACUGUCUGUAUAUCCUCAUUGUUUUAUUAAGUAAUGCUUUCUCAUUUUACAUUGUGAUGAUUUAGAUGCUGCGAAUUGCGAGUCAUGUACAGUAUCAUGUAGACAAAAAAAGGUUGGAAACAAGCUUUGUCUACAAUUAUGCCUUGGAUUAUUUUCAGCCUCUAUUUAACAUCAUAAGAUAAACAAUAUUAUUUAUAUGAAUUUACUUCUAUUUGAGUUUUCAUUGACCUACACUCACUGGUAUGUACAUAAGUCGACUGCAUUAUUGAACAAUAAAGACCAACCCAUGUUGUAA